Trichoderma breve is the source of this 1215-nucleotide messenger RNA. RefSeq lists its product as uncharacterized. The transcript has a single exon. NCBI's taxonomy places the organism in Eukaryota, Fungi, Ascomycota, Sordariomycetes, Hypocreales, Hypocreaceae. The record is from RefSeq and is a predicted model, not a curated record. The coding region runs from base 1 to 1215 and encodes 404 amino acids.
AUGGCAAGACCAGCAGAUAACCAGAUUCCUCCAAAAUUCGAGAUUUCGGAUUUAAGCAUCCAACUUGGCAAUCCGCUUUACCCUGGCGCUGUUCGAUGUGUCCAGGCAUACUGGAAACAGGCAACAUCAAUGACUCCCGACCAACGUGAUCAAUACUUGUUGUAUUUACAGAGCAUGGACCAAAGGGAUUCUUUCGUAGAGCCUUUGCUAGGGGAGAAUGUGACUUCUUUGGUGAUGUUUCAGCGAUUUUGCAGUUUGAGUGAUGGAUUUCCCUCCAAAAGACUGUCAUGGCCAGCUUACCUGUUUCUCUCAGCCUGGUAUGUAUACCUGCCAACAGAGUACAUAGCCAAAAUCGAAAAUCUUCACGGCACCUCCUUGAUCCAAGAUCAUACGGCCAAGUACCGAAGCAUUUAUCCAGCGCCUCCAGAGGUUCCAUGGAAGCCAGAAGUGGUUGAAGCCAUUGUGUCCAGCCAGCAGCCGAAUGCUAUUGCGCCCAUCAUGAAGAAUUGCUCAGUCGCGCCAGCUUCAACUCAGAAGCAAAAUGGAGCACUGGAGCAGCAAACGGACAAUGUUGCAUCAACUUCAUCUGGCAACCAACCAAAAAGUACUGCAGCCAAAAAGAAAAAAGACAACAAAUCACCAGCCCCGACAUGCCAGCAGCAAAAUGAUACACCUACCAAGAAUAAAGAUCCUGCAACACCAGCCGCGACUAAGCAGCAGCAUGCUACGCCUAAGCAAGAGAAGCCUACUGUUGUGCGAGCCUCAGCCAACAUCCAGCAACAAAAUGUUGCUCCCGCACAUGGCAACAAUGAACAGACACUUGCUUCUACAAGCAAGCAAGAGAAUACUACAUCCGCGGUAGUUGAACUUCCGCCGGCAACUCCAACAACACCGCAGUCUGUGGGAGCGGAAUCAUGGAACAUUGACAAUGUUGUCGGCAUCUUGAGCGAAUCGAAAAAGAAGCGGCUCCUCUCUCCAGCCGAAAGCUCCUUGAAGCGAACAAGAGUGAACGACAAUCAGCAAGCAACAAUCACCAAAAGCGCUCUCGAGAAGUUGCAGUCUACUGUGGAAGACCAGGGUGCCAAAUUGCAGGAGGCUUGCGCUGCAGCUGAACAGAACAAGCAGACUCUUGACAGCAUGCAGAGCGAAUUGCGCCAAUUCAUGUCGGCGGUCGCCUCGACGCUGCGAGACAUCAAAGAUCAUCUAGAGGAGUGA